CUGGGCCCCGGGUAAUGUUAUGGGAUGAUGAGCACUGGGCUCUGGCACUGGGUGUGUGAGCAGCAGCAGGGAGAGCUGUGUGCUGCAGGAAGAGGAGGGCCUGGGCUGGCGGCAGGAGGCCGGCUCUGUGUCACCGCUCGCACACACUGACUGCAGCCGGAGGAGGUAGCGGCGGUUACACAGCCCAUAACUGCCCCAGGACAGGGCAGGUAGGAAGUGACAGGAAAGAGGGGGCAAUAGCCCCAGCGGCCCCGGGAAGGGCGCAGAGAGAGCGCACGCUCAGUAGCAGCAGCAGCGCCGGCCGGGUGGGGGGAGCGGCGAGCGCACAGCGGCGGCAGCAGCAGAUCCAGCCCCUGGAGGAGGAAGAGGAGGGGGCAGAAGAGGCGCCUCCAGCGCAGGCAGCAGAGGUAGGGGCGAGAAGAAGUUCCAGCAGAGUCUCUGUUACUUUUCCUGCUCUGCAGAGUUGGGGGCUGUCUGGAGCGACCUCUCCCAGCGAAGGGACCCCUGAGCGGCCACUCCGGGGCCCCGGGAACCACCUCCCUCCCUCCCUGCACACCACCCGGCUCUGGCUGCAGGGAGGCGCCGGGACUCAGAGCCUAGGAGCUACCCCUGGACCCCCUGGAUGUACAAGGACCCAGCCUGAGCAUGCACUCGGGGAGCCAGCACUCACUGGCCGCACUCUAGCACUCAGACCCUUCCCCUCCUUAUGGAGAGCUCACCCUCACAUGGGAAGUCUUCCUGCCUGUGUUAUUGUAGUAUAAGUGGCAUGUUCUAUGGAAGGACCUCUGUGCCAGCUCCCUGUGUGCACAUUCAUUAGAGGCCCUUUGUGGAGCUAUUUAAAUAUAUAUAGAUAAAUACCUUAACUUAUCACCCUUCAGAGACUGCAUUUCUUACAUAGGAGCUGUGGGGGCAGUCCCCUACCCCAUACCCAGGGGGUGAAGGUGGCUUCUGCUCAUCCAGGUGGGACUCUCCAGAGAAGGAUAUAAGGUAUAUUUUAAAGAGUUUAGAACCUUCUGGAGAGGACUGUUGCAAAGAUGACCACCUCACCAGCACAUUGUAUGACCACCCGGCAGCAGACGCUGGAGUCCAUAUUGAGAAACCCACGCUCACCUAUCAACAUAGAGAGUUUGCUGGAUGGACUUAAUUCUUUGGUCCUGGACCUGGACUUCCCUGCACUACGGAAAAACAAGAAUAUAGACAACUUUGUAAAUAGAUAUGAAAAAAUUGUGAGUGAGGUUCGUCAACUUCAGAUGAAAGCUGAAGAUUAUGAUGUAGUAAAAGUCAUUGGGAGAGGAGCAUUUGGUGAAGUCCAGCUGGUUCGGCACAGAAACUCACAAAAAGUAUAUGCAAUGAAGCUGCUUAGCAAGUUUGAAAUGAUUAAAAGAUCUGAUUCUGCAUUUUUCUGGGAAGAAAGAGAUAUCAUGGCCUUUGCAAAUAGUCCUUGGGUAGUUCAGUUGUCCUGUGCCUUUCAAGAUGAUAAAUAUCUUUACAUGGUGAUGGAGUACAUGCCGGGGGGUGACCUCGUAAACCUUAUGAGUAACUAUGAUGUGCCUGAAAAGUGGGCGAAAUUCUACACUGCCGAAGUAGUGCUCGCCCUCGAUGCCAUUCACUCUAUGGGCCUGAUCCACCGAGACGUUAAGCCUGACAACAUGCUCCUGGACAAACAUGGACAUCUGAAGCUGGCAGAUUUUGGCACAUGUAUGAAGAUGGAUGAAACAGGUAUGGUGCGGUGUGACACGGCUGUUGGAACUCCAGACUACAUAUCACCCGAAGUUCUGAAAUCUCAAGGAGGAGACGGCUACUACGGGCGGGAGUGUGAUUGGUGGUCCGUGGGAGUCUUCCUGUUCGAAAUGCUGGUUGGGGACACUCCGUUUUAUGCUGAUUCCCUGGUGGGCACCUAUAGUAAAAUCAUGGAUCACAAGAAUUCCUUAAACUUUCCAGAAGAUGUGGAAAUUUCCAAACAUGCCAAGAACCUCAUCUACGCCUUCUUGACAGAGAGGGAGGUGCGACUCGGGAGGAACGGUAUUGAGGAGAUUAAACAGCACGCUUUCUUUAAGAACGACCAGUGGACCUGGGAUAAUAUCAGGGAAACGGCUGCCCCUGUGGUACCCGAAUUAAGUAGCGACAUUGACAGCAGUAACUUUGAUGACAUUGAAGUUGACAAAGGCGAUGUGGAGACGUUUCCUAUUCCAAAAGCCUUUGCGGGGAACCAGCUGCCUUUCAUUGGUUUUACCUAUUACCGUGAAAACCUAUUGCUAAGUGAUCCUUCCCAGGCCAGAGAGAAGAAUUCCUCCAUACAACCAAUGAAAGAGGCGUCUGCACAGCUACAGAAAACUGUUCAACAGCUGGAGGGGAAGCUCCAGCAUGAGAUCCAAGCCAAAGACGACCUGGAGCACAAAUACAGGUCUGUGAAUUCUCGCUUAGAGAAGACGAUGAAGGAGCUGGAUGAAGAGAUGAAUUCUCGGAAGAACCUGGAGUCUAGCAGCCGCCAGCUGGAGCGCGAGAAGGCUCUCCUGCAGCACAAGAACGCAGAGUACCAAAGAAAAGCAGAGAACGAGGCCGAGAAGAAGCGCAGCCUAGAACAUGAAGUGAACAGCCUGAAGGAUCAACUUGAAGACCUGAAGAAGAGAAACCAAAAUUCCCAGAUUUCCAAUGAGAAAAUGAAUCAGCUCCAAAGACAGCUGGAUGAAGCCAAUGCUCUUCUGCGCACAGAACUGGACACAUCGGCCCGACUACGGAAGACUCAAAAUGAAAUGUCCAAACAGAUCCAGCAGCUGGAAACCAAUAACCGCGAGCUCCAGGAUAAGACGUGUAUGCUGGAGAAUGCCAAGCUAAAGGUGGAGAAGGACUAUAUUAACCUUCAGUCUGCUCUAGAGUCUGAGAAGAGGGACCGGUCACAGGGCUCGGAGGUCAUUAAUGACCUUCAAGGCCGGAUAUCUGUCCUGGAAGAGGAGUUGAGGAAAGGGAAGGAUCUUCUUGCACGUGCCGAAUCCGAAAAGAGGCAGUUUCAGGAGAGGCUAGCCGCUCUGGAGAAGGAAAAGAACAGCCUGGAGAUUGAUAUGACGUAUAAGCUGAAGGCUCUGCAGCAGAACGUGGAGAAGGAGGAAGCGGAGCACAAAGCCACCAAGGCACGGUUGGCUGACAAGAACAAAAUCUACCAGUCUAUUGAUGAGACCAAGUCUGAGGCCAUGAAAGACAUGGAGCGGAAGCUGCAGGAGGAGAGGAUAUCGAAGCAAAGGCUGGAGAACAACCUGCUGGAGGCGGAGAAGCAAUGCUCCAUGCUCGACUGUGACCUAAAACAAGCCAGGCGGAAGAUCAACGAGCUGGAGAUCCUCAAGGACAAACUCACUGAGGACGUUAAAAACCUAACAUUGAAAACCGAGCAGGAGACGCAGAAGCGCAGCCUGACGCAGAACGACCUGAAGAUGCAGCUGCAGCAGGUGAACAGCCUUAGGAUGUCCGAGAAACAGCUCAAGCAGGAGAUUAACCACCUAACGGAGAUCAGAGCCAGCAUGGAUAAACAGAACAGCGAGCUGCGCAAAGAACGUCAAGACGCAGACGGCCAAAUGAAGGAACUUCAGGACCAGCUAGAGGCUGAGCAGUAUUUCUCGACCCUGUACAAGACCCAGGUGCGGGAGCUGAAGGAGGAGUGUGAGGAUAAGGUGAAAUUGUGUAAGGACAUACAGCAGAAGGUGCAGGAGCUGCAGGAUGAGAGAGAUUCUCUGGCUGCUCAGCUAGAAAUCACAUUGACAAAGGCAGAUUCUGAACAGUUGGCGCGUUCCAUCGCUGAGGAGCAAUACUCUGACCUGGAGAAAGAAAAGAUCAUGAAAGAACUGGAGAUCAAGGAGAUGAUGGCCCGUCACAAACAGGAGCUUGCAGAGAAAUACGCCACCAUAAGUUCUCUUGAAGAUGCUAACAAAACACUAACUACCGAUGUGGCCAAUCUGGCGAAUGAGAAGGAGGAUCUGAACAACAGAUUAAAGGAGGCCCAAGAACAAAUUCAACAUCUGAGAGAGGAAGAAACCAGCAUCAUGGCCAUUAAGUCUCAGUACGAGAAGCAGCUGUUGAAUGAGAGAACUCUAAAGACCCAGGCUGUGAACAAACUUGCUGAGAUCAUGAACAGGAAGAUUCCUAGCAAGGGUGGACCAGACACUGAUGUGCGCAGGAAGGAGAAGGAGAAUAGGAAGCUGCAGCUAGAGCUGAAGUCAGAAAGGGAAAAACUCUCCCAUCUCGUCAUCAAGUACCAGAAGGAGAUGAACGAGAUGCAGGCGCAAUUCGCAGACGAGAGCCAGGUCCGUAUUGAGCUACAGAUGGCGCUGGACAGUAAGGACAGUGACAUUGAGCAGCUUCGGUCACAGCUGCAGACCAUUCACAUUGGUUUGGAUAGCACGAGUAUUGGCAGUGGGCACGGUGAUGCCGACAAUGAUGAUGGGUUCCCAGUUCACAUCACUCAGUCCCGUACUACGGAGUCCAUGUCAUUCACCUACCAGCGUUCCUCUACCUCUGUCCGCAUUGCCACUAAGCCCUCCCGUUCUCGCUUGCUUUUCAACUCCGAUUCUGAUACUGACUCAGAGGAGGAACCCUGUGCACAAGCCCCUACAGAUCCCGAUAGCGAUGACAACGAAGAAUCCAGGCUGGAGGGAUGGUUGUCGCUCCCUGUCCGCAACACCAAGAAGUUUGGCUGGAUUAAAAAGUAUGUGGUUGUUAGCAGCAAGAAGAUUCUGUUCUAUGACAGCGAGCAGGAUAAAGAGCUGUCCAAUCCGUACAUGGUAUUAGAUAUCGAUAAGCUGUUCCAUGUGCGGCAGGUCACUCAGACAGAUGUGUAUCGCGCAGACGCCAAAGAGAUCCCGCGGAUAUUUCAGAUUUUAUACGACAAUGAAGGAGAAAGUAAAAAAGAACAAGAAUUCCCAGUGGAUCCUGCUGAGAAGUCGAAUUAUAUGUGUCACAAAGGGCACGAGUUCAUUCCCACGCUGUACCACUUCCCGACCAGCUGUGACGCCUGUAUGAAGCCCCUGUGGCACAUGUUCAAGCCUCCCCCAGCCUUAGAGUGCCGGCGCUGCCAUAUUAAAUGCCACAAGGACCAUAUGGAUAAGAAAGAGGACAUGAUAGCACCUUGCAAAGUAAACUACGAUAUUUCUACGGCAAAGAACCUUCUUUUACUAGCAAACUCCACAGAGGAGCAGCAGAAAUGGGUGAGUCGGCUGGUGAAAAAAAUCCCCAAGAAGCCGCCGGCUCCUGACCCCUUCGCUCGCUCCUCUCCAAGAACUUCCAUAAAGGUACAGCCAAACCCGUCAAUGAGGCGGCCUAGUCGACAACUUCCACCAAACAAACCCAGACUGCUUGACCUGGCUUUUAAAGACUGGGACUGGUCUCUUGAUGAUGUUGAGGAUGAUGAGGACGAUGUUUUUGAUUUCUGAAGCAGUGACACUGGCUAACUGCCUUCUGUGAAUGCAGUUCCCAUUUCAAGAUGAUUCUUCCAUUUAAAAAAAACAAAAGACUGAAGGCAAAACACGGUGUGCUAACAUGUCAAAAAUUGUAAAAUAAACUACUAUAUGUCCUAAGAAACUGUGCUAUAUAUAUCAGAGGUUUACAAAAUUGUUGCUGCAAUAUAUAAAAGAGGAAAAUAAAAUAAUGUAUUGCCUGACAAGUGGCUUUGGAAUGCUCAGGGUGGUCAGAGGUCACUGGGAUAAGUAGAACCAUACCCCGGAUUGAAUACCCUUGGCUCCGCUUCACAGCUCUCAGGUAACCUCCCCACAAAUUUGCAAUGCAAUUUUUUAUUACAUUUUGAAAGGUGGCUUUUACCACUGAUGGAGACGAAAAGCCGUCAGUCGAGGACAGUGAGCAGGGAAGUCGGACGCCGGUUCCACAGACCUUGCUCCUGAUGAAUCUACACUACAUCUGGACUACAAGCGGGUGCCGGCGACACAACUGACAUCUUCCACGGUGGUUUUGGUGCUCCAUAAAGCUCAGAUGCGGCCAACUAACAAGCUCCUGAUUGAAAAGCGGAUAUACCGUGUAUAUAUUUAUAUCGUACUGUACCCUAAGAGGCUUUGUGAAAAGGGCAACCUUUAUUUUUGUAUUCCUUUGACUAAUACCUGCAGUUGCAACUAUGCACAUGUACAAAAGCCAUAGUGUCUAAAUCCUCCACCAGUCCCAUACAGAGGGAUGAUAAAUAAAUUGCAUGCGUGUGCUGGGCGGAGUCAGUCGUGAAGCCUCAGUAACUGCAGGAUCAUCUUCCAGAAUCUGAAUGCCUUAAUCUAAAUAUGUCAAAUUAGUUUGGUUAUUCCAUCAUUAAGCUCCAGGUCUAAGGGGUAGAGGUGUAUUUGGGGCUGGCGCACUAUUUUUUUUUUCUUUUAACUCACAAGUGAUAUCAUUGCCAGCCUCCUUUUUGAAUGUAUGGAAAUGUCUGGAGCUAAUAUUAUACGGAAAAGCCUAGACCUUGAAUUAUACGUUCUCCCUCCAGUCCUCAGUAUUAGUCACCGAAAACAAAAACAAAAAAACACCUUUUUGUUUUAUUUGAAUGUACCUGUAGCCUAUACACAGUGACAACAGCCAUUUUGUGUGAGUGCAGCUUCAAGGAGCCUCAGUGAUGUCACUAGUUCCUAGUGACCUGAUAGGCUGCAUUCUGCUGGGUGCCUUAUUCUUUAGUGAAUCGAUUGGCCGCAUUCUUGUGAAUUGUGGUUCAUAUCACAACAUGGCUGCGCCCACCGUGCCUCAUACUGUAGGCAAAAGGGUACACGUUAAGUGCUAUGACUUCUUUUGGCCUUGUUUUUGUGUUCUAUUCUAGAUAUGUUUUUAUUGCUGGAGAGAAUAUCUGUGAUUUAAUUAAUGUGUUUUUUUUUUUUUAAAGUGUUCCUAGCACACGCACAUAAAACAUGGGCUGUCACAAGCUUCCCUCAUACUGUAGAUGUACUUUUAAUAUUUCAGGAACUGCUCUCUAGCACCACCUAGCUCUAGAGUAUAGAAUACAUUUCGUACAGAACAUUUGAAGAAUGUUUAGCUGGGAUGUAAAAAGAAAAAGAAAGAAAUAAGGACCUUAGAGGUGCUUAUUUGAAAUAUUUUUACAUGGUCUUAUUGAAAAUAUAUAUAUAUAUAUAUAUAUAUAAUUUAUGUGGGCUCAUUCAUGCUGUAUGCCUAAAUACCCCUCAAAGUGCAUGUUUUUAUACAGAAAGCAGUAUGAUAAAAUGUUAACCAUAUUGACAAUAAAAUAUAAUAUGUAGCCUUCAG
Molecule: messenger RNA, 7227 nt
Organism: Pseudophryne corroboree (corroboree frog)
Lineage: Eukaryota; Metazoa; Chordata; Amphibia; Anura; Myobatrachidae
Gene: ROCK2
Product: Rho associated coiled-coil containing protein kinase 2
Exons: 34
Coding region: 1035-5417 (1460 amino acids)
Biological process (GO): Rho protein signal transduction; positive regulation of centrosome duplication; actomyosin structure organization
Cellular component (GO): cytoskeleton; centrosome; cytoplasm
Molecular function (GO): Rho-dependent protein serine/threonine kinase activity; ATP binding; small GTPase binding
Source: RefSeq, a predicted model, not a curated record